UAUUAUUAAAUAUACAUAUUAUUCUAUAAUGUAUAUCUAUAGAUAUAUAUAUCUUUGUGUUUAUUUUUCAUUACUUGGACAAUUUUAAUAUUUUUGAAUUGUGAAAAAAGUUACAGAAAACAUGACUGUUACUUAUACGCACGAGGUUGCAAAUGCAAGAUUAGGAGGUUUCUCAAAUCUACUCCUACGAUGGAAAGGAAGCGUUUAUAAAUUGUUUUAUAAAGAAUUCAUCAUAUACAUAACACUCUACACCAUUCUGUCAUUGGUAUAUCGAUAUGUCAGUCAUUCAGAUUUCAAAAAUUAUUUCGAGAAAUUAUGUUUGCAGUUUCAAAGUUAUACCGACCUCGUUCCAAUCAGUUUUGUAUUAGGUUUCUAUGUCAGCAUGGUCGUCGGAAGAUGGUGGCAACAGUAUUUAAAUAUACCAUGGCCAGAUCGACUUAUGAUGGUGAUUUCUGCUAAUGUACAUGGACCAGAUUACCGAGGGAGAUUAAUCCGCCGGACACUCGUCCGAUAUCUAAGCUUGAUGCAAGUUUUGACUUACCGUUCAAUUUCUACUGCAGUAUUUAAAAGAUUUCCAACAAUACAGCAUGUAAUAGAUGCAGGCUUCAUGACGCAAACAGAAUACAAGCAAUAUGAAAAUGUAAAAACGGAAAAUGUAAAAUAUUUUAUUCCAUGCGUUUGGUUUUCGAAUCUUCUUUCUAAAGUUCGACAAGAAGGCAGAAUAUACGACGACAUGACAUAUCAAACUCUACUGAAGGAACUGAACGACUUUCGUGGAUGCUGUGGAAUGUUAUUUAGUUACGAUUGGAUCAGUAUACCACUUGUAUAUACACAGGUUGUGACGGUAGCGGUCUACGUUUUCUUCAUGUCCACACUUCUGAGUCGUCAAUAUUUAGACGUUACCAAAGGAUAUCCUGGACAUGAAGUUGAUUUAUAUGUCCCUAUAUUCACGAUCUGCCAAUUUUUCUUCUACGUUGGGUGGCUUAAGGUUGCCGAGCAGCUUAUCAACCCGUUUGGAGAAGAUGACGAUGAUUUUGAUGUGAAUAUGAUUAUCGAUAGAAAUCUAGAAUUGUCAAUGUUAACUGUUGAUAACAUGUACCUGAGUCAUCCAAAGUUGGAAAGAGAUAUCUACUGGGACAACCCAAACCCAGCUAUACCAUACACUGCUGCUGCGGCUAAUCAUAAAAUGGACGCUUUUCUGGGUUCUACCAUUGAUAUGAGCUUGGAUCGAUAUGAGAUGCGAUUUUUAGAACAAGCCGAUGCACCUCAGAACAAGAAAGACAACAAUCAUCUAGAUAUUAAUCAUAACGAUGCAGCAUAUCAAACGAAAACAGAACAAAACACUUUACUGAAGGAGCCGCCGCCUUUUACACCAAAGCAACCUCCCACCAGGACAACAAAUCCUGUGAAUUUUUGGAAGAGAAUUACAGGAAAGGAACAAGAAAGUGAAGCGAAGAAAUCAUUAUUAAAAAUGGACUACCUCUCACCGCGUGCCAGUAGUAAUAACGAGAAAAAUGAGAACAAAAAGAGAUCGACCGAUAACGACGAUAUUCUAUCUGCAGAUUCGGACUCAGAUUCCGAUGUUGCAGAUAGUUCGUCAGACGAUGGAUCGGGAGAUAAUCGAAGUCAAAGACGAACUAGUUUGUCUUCAGAAGAAGGAGAAUGCGUAGAAAAAAAUAACACUGACGACGACGCGCCUUGUGAUUCUCAACGCUCAUUGUCAGCAAAAAAACAUUCGAUAGGUGAAUCGGAUGAUAGACCUAAAGCAAAGAAACCGAAAAAUGCGUCCCAACCUCUUACUAACACAAAAGAUUCGUGUUCAAAACCCAAACGUCCCGAUGUUCUUGUUACUAAGCCAAGCGAAAGUGAUUUGAAAAAGAUGGGCGGUCGGUUUGUUAUGAGCAGAGCAAAGAAGUCUCCCAAAAAGAAGGUGAAUACAACGAAAUUUCUGAAGAGACGUAAUCAAGAGGAAACUGAAGACGAACGACGAAACGCUCAAAAGAGAACUAUUGGACUACUGAAAGCCAAUAAAAAAAAAUCAGUGCAAGCGUUGCAGAGAAACGCGCGACGAACAAACUACCCUGGAAACGCAUGGCUGAGAUAUAAUUACUCUCAUCCAUUGCUAGAUAGGAGAGAUUUUCCAAACGCUGCUGAUUACACAUCUAUGACGAGUGGAGCGGAAGAUCACGGAAGAGCUGAAUAUUAUGAUUCACCAUUCGGUUCAAUCAUAUCGUUCGGAACGUCCAUACCAUCACCUAGACCUUUGAGAUUUUCACAAUUUGUAAAACGGGGAAGAAGAAAAAAUUUUGAUAGUAUAUCCGCGUCAUCUUGCAUGACAAGUCCAUGUGCAAAUGAAGACUACUCUCCAUCGUUUGGAUUUUGCAAUGGGUCUCCACGAUCGAGGGAAGAUUUCAUACAUCAACCUCAUCUACAGCCUUCUACUUCAAUUAGCAUGCCUUUUACUGAAGAUCUGCGUCGCAGACUUCUUGUUGUCAACACCAACACUCCAAACUCGUCUAACGCUACUUCGCCUAUUAUGUCCCGCGCAUAUUUAGGGAUGCCAGAAUCUAACAAUCACAAUCCGUUUAUUCACACACAACCAACACUUACCCAAUCCGACGACUUACUUAUGAUUGCGCCCACUAACGGACCAACAACGAGCAACACGUGGAGCGGGAAACUAGAAGUCAUUGGAGAAAAUCCAACAUCUGAAAAGUCGAUUUCAAACGUAGUCGGUACCGAUGAAAGGACAUCCGAAAAAAUUAAGAAUGAAUCCCUAAACGAACCGCAAACAUCUUUGCAACGUAGCACUCAAAUUAACAUGACUUUGCCAAAGACAAACGUCGAUAAAACUGGAAAGACGCCUGUUCCACAACUUGUUUCUAACCAAAACAAAGUCGGUAAUUGUGCCAACAGUAAGUCGACACGCAAUAUCCUACGAUCAAAAAGUUGUCCAGAUGUUCCAAUAUCAAAAAGUAACACUGCCAUUCCUAUUGAACCUAUUGAAGUUGAUAAUUCUGAAAAAGCAGAAGAUAGUUCAUCGGACGAUGAGGAAGAAAACACAGAAAUGAACAGACUACUUAAAUCUAAUGUUUUUCAGUCCACGGCCACCCUCACAAACACCUCCAGAACCACCUCACCAAAUCAUCGCGUCUCUGUACACUGGGAAAACGAAUGCAAUCAAUCCAACAAACCUGAUGUAGAUGAGAUUUCCGAAAUUGCUGAUGACGUGAUCAACACAAGUUCAGAAUACGCAUAUAAAGAACUCGCCCGCUACAACUCCAGUGAGCUGACUCCGCUAAUAUCUCCCGAUGCAUCGAUAGAUACAAGCAAAAACGAAAUUGAACAAUUUUCAGAAAACUCAAGUAAAAGAGUAAUCAGUUUGGACAACGGCCUUGGCACUAAUACAGAAACGGCGAAGAAUACAACGAAGUCGAUUCCUGGACACCCAAGCUCGAUUGCAUCGGAUCUUGGGUAUGAUAGCGCCAAAGAAGAACCCGAUGGAACUGGUUCUGUAAAACGGUUAGAUCCACUAUCUAAAAUCAGAGAUUUUCAAACGAUGGCACCUUCAAGAAACAGUUUUCAAGCAAUUGCUAAAAUCGUCUCCAAAGAGAAAACAGGAAUAUCAAAAGGCAAUCCAACCUCGAGCUGCAGCAACGAACCAGAAUGCGCAGAAAGUGUCGUUGUAUCUGAAGUGAACUAUAAAAACGAUGAUACAAUACUAAAUAUUGUUUAAUUUCGACAAUGCCUAAUGGAUAUGUCUCUGUAUAUAAGUAUAUUCAUAUCAAAAAUCGAUACUAGACUUUUUCGAAUUUAGAUGCCAUAUGGCACGAACCUCAAUCACAGUAGCUUUUUGGGUUUAUACUUUUCAUAGCCAAUUUAGUUUUAUUGAAGACUUCGUUCUGCAUCUAAUCAAUACAACAAAUAAUUGUAUUUCGCGCAAUCAUCUUUUUAUAUAUAUUUUUAAAUACAUCAGUUGAUUUGUAUUUUAGUUGUUUUAGCAUAACUGUUUUAGAAAAUUUCUACCUUGACGUUCAGUAUUUGUAUAUUAUAUAUGUAUAUUUUGUUCCAUCGUAUUUUGUUCCACUUUUUGGCGCUAUUUUUCCUUAGGUCGUUUAUAGCAUCUUUGUUAGUUUUGAUAUGGUUCAACUUCUGCUAGCUAAAUAAAAUAUUUAUAUAACUUCAAUUAGCGAUGACUAUCCAAACUCACUGUUCGUAUAGAUGUAUCUGUGUGUAUGAAUUGCACUGAUUACACCGCGAGAAACACUAAAAAUUGUUUAAUAUGACCUGGACAAGUCCAAUUGAUGGAACGUGUAACGAAGUAGGGUUUCUCCGCAGUACGCGUCUGGAAUAUACAAUUUUUGACUGGCGUGUUCCGGUCACAUAAUACAACUCAAAAUACAAUUUAUCCAAUAUUAUAAUUAAGGUCGACUGUGUAAUUAGCUGUGAAUAUCUGCUUCUUUAUAACUAUUUUUUUAUUGUGUUUUUUUUUUCAAUUUUAGUGUUUGCACCGUCUAUUUCAGAAACACCGUAUUUGUCGAUUCGUUCAAUUCCAUGACGAAGAAAAGUAAAUAUAGUUGUUCCGCGAA
Molecule: messenger RNA, 4589 nt
Organism: Styela clava
Lineage: Eukaryota; Metazoa; Chordata; Ascidiacea; Stolidobranchia; Styelidae
Molecular function (GO): chloride channel activity
Source: RefSeq, a predicted model, not a curated record